CCCGUCUCCGUGUGCCUGGGGGAUGUCUCCUGUCUCCCCGUCUCUCCCAGUCCCUGCUCCCCGGUGCCACGCUCCUCUUGUCCCCAGGUCACGGUGAGUGUGAAGAUUGAGGAGGCGGCCUCACAUGAGAUGCAGCCCACCCGGGCGCUGCAGGAGCCCGGCGAUCCCUGGCCGGAGCAGGCGCGGGCCCAAACUGCGGAUGUGCCUCUGGAGGAGGCAGCGCAGCGGGACAGCCCAGGGCCUCGGGACCAGCCACCUCGUGGCCCCAGAGAGGAGCCCAUGCCGGACCUGGAGUCAGGUGCAGGAACCACGAGCAGAGCUCAUCAGCAGCCUCCUGAAGAAGGGCCUGCAAACCUGGAGCUGCCGAGAAGUACCCCAGGGAGGCUGGGGGAGAGGGGCUCCCUGAGCCCUGAAGGGAUCCAACUGCAGCAGGGGCAGGGGAAGCUGGCAAUGCAGGUGGAGAGCACAGAGCUCCCGGAGGCCUUUGAGGACGUGGCUGUGUAUUUCACACGAGAGGAGUGGGAGCUGCUGGAAGACGCACAGAAGGGGCUUUACCGGGACCAGAUGCUGAGGAACUGGCGAGCCCUCGUUUCCCUGGGGUAUCGAGGUUCCACCCCUGACUUAAUCCACCGCAUUGCGCGAGGACAGGAGGAGCUCUGGGUCUGUGAUGAUGAGGACCGCGGGGACAUCUCGAAGUCAGAGGACCUGCUGCUAGGAGGUGCCUGGCUGGUGAGCAGAGCUGAGAAGCAAUGUCCUGAAGAAGGGCCUGCAAACCUGAAGCCACCCCAGACCCCCUCAGGGAAUUUGGGCAAGUUGGAGUCCCUGAGAUCUGAGGAAGACCAGUGGCCCAAGAGCCAGAGGAGGCCCCAAAAGCCAAGGGAGAAUAUAGCGGUGAAGCAGGGGCCAUUUUCCUUUGGGUGUGAAAGUGGAGAAAGGACCAGAGAGAUCCCUGGGCACAGGGAAGGAUAUGUGGAGCUGAGGAGCCAUGAGGCAAAGUUUUCCUGGAAAAAGACCCUACAUCAGAGCCAAGCCAGUGGGGAGGGUCUGAGAGCAGAGCAGGAGGUGCCCACCAAGCCCAGGGGCAAAACCCAUCCCUCUCCCAAAUGCCAGAAAAAAUGUAGCUGCCCCUCACAAUGGGCUGUGCCACAUAGGUGCCCUGAAUGUGGAAAGAACUUCACUCGCUCAUCCCACCUGACCUUGCACCGGCGCAUCCACAAAGUGAAGAAACCACAUCAGUGCUCUGAGUGUGGGAAGAGCUUCACCUAUUCCUCCCAUCUGGUGCGACACCAGCGCUUCCAUACAGGGCAGCAGCCAUAUCAGUGUCCUGAGUGUGGGAAGAGCUUCACCCAUUCUUCCCAUCUGGUGCGACACCAGCGCAUCCAUACAGGGGAGAAGCCGUAUCAGUGCUCUGUGUGUGGGAAGAGCUUCACCCAGUCCUACAACCUGGCCCAGCACCAACGUAUUCACACAGGUGAGAAGCCAUAUCACUGCUCUGCGUGUGGGAAGAGCUUCAACCAGUCCUCCCAUCUGGCCCAGCACCAACGUCUCCACACAGGGGACAAGCCAUAUCAGUGCUCUGUGUGUGGGAAGAGCUUCACCCAAUCUUACAACUUGGCCCAGCACCAGCGUGUUCACACGGGGGACAAGCCAUAUCAGUGCCCUGAGUGUGGGAAGAGCUUCACCUACUCCUUCAGCCUGGCCACACACCAGCGUUUACACACGGGGGAGAAACCACAUCAGUGUCCUGAGUGUGGGAAGACCUUCAUGUAUUCCUCUGUUCUGGCGCGACACCAGCGCAUCCAUACAGGGAAAAAGCCACAUCAGUGCUCUGUGUGUGGGAAGAGCUUCACUCAGUCUUCCCACCUGGCCCAGCACCAACGUAUCCACACAGGGGAGAAGCCAUAUCAGUGCUCUGAGUGUGGGAAAAGCUUCACCCAGUCCUUCAGCCUGGCCACACACCAGCGUAUGCACACAGGGCAGAAGCCAUAUCAGUGCCCUGAGUGUGGGAAGAGCUUCACCCAUUCCUCCAUUCUGGUGCGACACCAGCACAUCCAUACAAGGAAGAAGCUACAUCAGUUCUGUGGGAAGAGCUUUACCAGUUCCUCCCACCUAGCUAGGCACCACAGUAUCCACACACAGGAGAAGCCACAUCUGUGCUCUGAGUGUGGGAAGAGCUUCAUCCAAUCCUACAGUCUGGCCACACCAACGUAUUCACACAGCUGAAAUACAAGGUGCCAGAGACAUCCUGGGUAUAACACCCUGGGAUCCUGCUCCAGCACCGCCCCCUGCAUUCCCCCACACUGCCUUGGAUGGUAGCAGAGAGACAAUCCCUCUGGGACACUAGGCCAGCUGGAAAGGCAGACUGGGAGAUCUGCCUGAUUUGAGGGCACAACACUCAGCCCCUGUGCAUCUUACCAAGAACCACUCACAGCUCAAGCUGCCUCUGUCUCGUCACUACACAGAGAGACUGGACCCAGGGCAUGGUAGACACAAAUGGGUGCAAAUAAACACUAGACUUGUGUGUCUCAUUUCUCCUUUUGGUCCAGGGAAGUUUGCUACCUCUCUUGUCCAAUGCCUAAUUCCAUCCAGGUUCUCCGUGGACCUCAGCAGCACCUUGAGGCUGGGUUUGCAGUCCCUGUGGGGACCAACACCUUUAAAGGUUUCUUGAAAGACACACCUGAGUGUGGUGGUGUGGGGCCAGUGUUGCCAAGUCUUGCGAGGAAAAGAAAGUGGUAUUGCCUUUUAAAACAAAACCAAGACAAGCCCAACCCAGGUCAAAGCUAGGGGGUGGGGGGUGCUUAUCAAUCAGUGAGGCAAACAAAGUGACCCAGCCACUAAUUU
This is a messenger RNA of Alligator sinensis (Chinese alligator), 2841 nucleotides long. Its product is annotated as zinc finger protein 883-like. Gene Ontology annotation, molecular function: RNA polymerase II transcription regulatory region sequence-specific DNA binding; DNA-binding transcription factor activity, RNA polymerase II-specific. The record is from RefSeq and is a predicted model, not a curated record. NCBI's taxonomy places the organism in Eukaryota, Metazoa, Chordata, Crocodylia, Alligatoridae. Gene Ontology annotation, cellular component: nucleus. Gene Ontology annotation, biological process: regulation of transcription by RNA polymerase II.